Ceratitis capitata (Mediterranean fruit fly) is the source of this 1637-nucleotide messenger RNA. RefSeq names its product zinc finger protein 2 homolog. Gene Ontology annotation, molecular function: zinc ion binding; DNA-binding transcription factor activity, RNA polymerase II-specific; RNA polymerase II cis-regulatory region sequence-specific DNA binding. The record is from RefSeq and is a predicted model, not a curated record. NCBI's taxonomy places the organism in Eukaryota, Metazoa, Arthropoda, Insecta, Diptera, Tephritidae. Gene Ontology annotation, cellular component: nucleus. The transcript has 7 exons. Bases 108 to 1610 code for a protein of 500 amino acids. Gene Ontology annotation, biological process: regulation of transcription by RNA polymerase II.
CACUCUUUCAUUCAGCUGUUUAUUUCUUUUCGUCCAUCUUUGUUCAUUACGUUGUGCGUCAGUAAAAUAAAUUAUAAAAUUUACAAUGCGAAAGUGAAGAAACAGAUAUGAAUUUCCAGACAAGUUGUUGUCGAAUUUGUUUAAAAAGUGAAUUGUUGAUGUCUUUCUACCUCUAUAGCCCCACCUUUCCACUAAGGCCCAUCGAAAUAAUAGAGAAACUGAACAUAUUUAAGUAUGAUGAAACCUUACCCGCACUCUUGUGCCAAUCGUGUUUAUAUCGGUUGCUGGACGCUUAUAACUUGCAGCAGCUGGCUGAAGCAUCUGAGCGUCGUUUACGUGAUUAUGUCGCCAAUACUACAACUGGUGGCGGUAUCAAUAGUCUAGCACUAGGCAACAUGAGCAUUAAUUCAAUCAAUCAAGAUUCUUCAAGCUUUUCAUCAACAGCGGCAAUCGGCGAUACAUGUAGAGAUGCGGAGAUGACUUCAGCCAUUUAUGCAAAUAUAUGCGACAUGUUUGAAAGAAGUAAUGUUCAGACGAAUAAUGAAGUGACGAACGAAAAGACUUGUAUUGUAGGUGGCGAAGACAUGUUGAAUGACAUUGAAAUAGAUGUUAGUAGUUUAACGCGAUCUGAAGCGAAUGAGGACACAUUAAAUGAUGUAUUCAAUGAAAAACAUAUAAAUUCUAACUUGAAUCGGGGUGUCGCUAUAGAAGCUACCAUAAAUAAACCCAAAAUUAGUAUCUCGCCAACCACAAAAUGCAGAAUUGAUGGAGCAAUCACCGAGCUCAACACAGAAUGUGGUACUCUUUCCAGUAACUCCAGUUAUCUCGAAGUAUUCAAAUUGGUGGGUCCGAACGAAAAGACUUUCCAAUGCAAGGAAUGUUCUCGUCAAUUUAAACAAUCUAGUAAUUUGCUUAUACAUCAGCGUACGCAUACUGGAGAAAGACGUUUUCAAUGUGAGAUUUGUGCCAAUUUCUUUACCACAUCGAGCAAUCUGAAAGCGCACAAAGCCACACAUCUGGAACAGCGUGAGCACCGUUGUCGCCAAUGUGAUCGCGACUUCAAAACCCUUCGUGAAUUACGUCGACACGAGCCGAUACAUAAAGCGGUAAAGGAUGUUGUAUGUGGAAAAUGUCAGAAGGCCUUCACAAAGCGUAGUUAUCUGCUGGAUCACAUAGCGGCAAUGCAUCACGGCAUUCGACGGCAUAAAUGCGCUGAUUGUGGCAAAUUGUUUGGCAGACGUUCGAAUUUGGUUUCGCAUAUGCGCAUUCACUCAGGGGAAAAACCUUUUCAAUGUAAAUUCUGCGAAUGGAAAUUCAAUCAGUCAUCAGCUUUGGCACGUCAUAUGAAAAAACACACAAAGAGUGAAAAUCUCAACUUUGAUUUUAAAGCUACAGAUCAAGUAUUGAAAAAUAUCCUACAGGCACCUGCAGUUAUCGAAGCGGACGAUGUAGAAAUCAGCGAAAUGAACAUGACUGCGCAGAGUAGCUUCAACGUUCUUAACAAUAUAACGAGCUUUAGCGACGAGACAGAAGCGCUGCAAAAUACUAGCAGCUACGACUUUACAAAAGAUGGCAUUUUGGAUUUUUCUACAAAUCAGCAAGUGAUUUGAGCUGUAAAUUAUCUUUGCUUGGUGUAC